ACCGCGCCCGGCUAAGCUGACUUUAGGGGCAACACGAUCUGAGUUUUGACAAGUUUACUUCUGGCACAUGCAGUCCCGAGCACUGCUUUUUGGCUAAAAUGCCCAGUGAUGUCAACUCUGUCCCUGGAUAUCCACAACCCGAUAGGUCAGUAUUCAGAAGAGAGGUCGAAAGGACGUCUGUUUCAGUUCAAUAGACCGGAAACACACCAGACAGUCCCAGGAACCCCAGAACUCUGGCCUCUGCCUGCGCGGGCGGCUAAGACGUCACUUAAACGCGCUGCCGCUGCGUCGGCCCCGUACCUGCGCGGAGGUCGGGCGAGGCGUUCUCUUCACCACUUUGCCCACCCGGGUGGCGCGUGGCAACGCGACCGUUACUAGGCUCCUGGGCCGCUCCCGGCCAGCGAGGGCUGCGAAAGGAGUUGUAGAUGAGGAAAUUGAGGCUUGGAGAGCUUAAGGGUCUUGACCAAGGACACAUUCCUAAGGACAGAAGUGAAGAAGAAUUUUAAAGUAUUUAGCUGGGCUACAAAGUAAAUCCACAUUUAGACGAGUAUAAAGUUUUGCUGAAUUAUCUGCGCUAUAUAGUCACUAGAGGUCACUGUUGCACAACAUUGCUUCAAAAGCAUAAACCCGGAGUAUUGUGUAUGGACACACCAAGGAAACCUGGUUAAGAAUCAUUGCUGAGGAACAGCUACAGUCAUAUGGAGCAUGUACACCACAGAAUCAAAAAGUGAAUAUUUGGAGGAUGAAAACUUCCAAACAUCUACAAAUCCUCAGAGUCUCAUUGAUCCUAAUAGUAUUGCACAUGGAGAAACUAAAACUGUCCUAUCAGACACAGAAGAAACAAAACCACAGAGAAAAGAGAAGACAUACAGUUCUUGUCCUCUAAGAGGAGUAUUGAAUGUAAUUAUUACAAAUGGAGUUAUACUCAUUAUGAUUUGGUGUCUGACCUGGUCAAUCUUAGGCUCUGAAGCUCUCCCUGGUGGAAAUUUAUUUGGAUUGUUAAUUAUUUUUUAUAGUGCCAUUAUCGGGGGAAAAUUUUUAGAACUCAUUAGAAUACCUUUAGUGCCUCCACUUCCACCUCUUCUUGGGAUGUUGCUGGCUGGUUUUAUGAUUAGGAAUGUUCCAUUCAUCAGUAAACAUAUCCAUGUCGAUAGCACGUUGUCUUCAGUUAUAAGAAACAUUGCCCUUACUGUUAUUCUAAUACGAGCUGGGCUUGGACUUGAUCCACAGGCUUUGAAGCAUUUGAAGGAGGUUUGUUUCAGAUUGGCAGCAGGUCCAUGCCUUAUAGAGGCAAGUGCAGCUGCUGUUUUUUCCCACUUCAUUAUGAAAUUUCCCUGGCAAUGGGCAUUUCUAUUAGGUUUUGUUCUAGGUGCUGUCUCUCCUGCUGUUGUUGUCCCUUCCAUGCUGCUGUUGCAAGAAAAUGGAUAUGGUAUUAAGAAAGGCAUUCCAACCUUACUAAUGGCUGCUAGCAGUAUGGAUGACAUUCUGGCUAUCACUGGAUUCAAUACAUGCUUGAGUAUAGUCUUUUCCACGGGUAAACAAAAACCCAGUUUCUCCAUGUUGGUCACUCUGGUCUCGAACUUCCGACCGACCUCAGGUGAUCCGCCCUCCUCGGCCUCCCAAAGUGCUGGGAUUACAGGUAGUAUAGUUCAUAACAUCCUAUACUCUAUAAGGAACGUAUGUGUUAGUCUGCUGGCAGGAACUGUUUUGGGAUUUUUUCUUCGAUAUUUUCCAAGUGAAGACCAGGAAGAACUUUCAUUGAAGAGAGGAUUUCUUGUUUUGACUAUGUGUGUUUCUGCUGUCUUAGGCAGCCAACGUAUUGGUUUACUUGGAUCUGGAGGAUUAUGCACACUAGUGUUGAGUUUCAUUGCUGGGACAAAAUGGUCCCAAGAAAAGAUGAAAGUCCAAAAGAUUAUUACAAAUGUAUGGGAUAUUUUUCAACCACUUCUUUUUGGUUUAGUUGGAGCAGAAGUAUCCGUUUCAUCUCUUGAAUCAAACACUGUUGGCAUAUCUGUUGCUACUGUGAGUUUGGCAUUAUGUGUUCGAAUGUUCACCACAUAUCUGUUGAUGUGUUUUGCUGGGUUUAGUUUUAAGGAGAAAAUAUUUAUUGCUUGCGCAUGGAUGCCCAAAGCUACAGUCCAGGCUGUAUUAGGUCCCCUGGCUCUAGAAACCGCAAGAAUCUCCGCACCGCACUUGGAAUCAUAUUCGAAGGAUGUGAUGACAGUAGCAUUUCUAGCCAUCUUGAUCACAGCUCCAAAUGGAGCUCUACUUAUUGGCAUUCUUGGGCCUAAAAUGCUUACACGCCAUUAUGAUACAAGCGAAAUAAAAAAACUGCAAUUGUCAACCUUAGAACAUAAUUAAAAAGUUUACUUGUCA
Callithrix jacchus (white-tufted-ear marmoset) is the source of this 2376-nucleotide messenger RNA. It is a transcript of the gene SLC9B1, whose product is annotated as solute carrier family 9 member B1. The record is from RefSeq and is a predicted model, not a curated record. Gene Ontology annotation, molecular function: antiporter activity. Gene Ontology annotation, biological process: proton transmembrane transport. NCBI's taxonomy places the organism in Eukaryota, Metazoa, Chordata, Mammalia, Primates, Cebidae. Gene Ontology annotation, cellular component: membrane.